AUGAUACAGAUACUGUUAUUAGUUAUGUGUCUGGUGGCAACUAUUACUGGCCACAGAGAUCAUGGUAUGCAGAGUGUGUUGAAAGAAGAUUUGGAAUUGGAGAGGCAACUAAACAUCCUUAACAAGCCUCCUAUAAAGAGUAUUCAUACAAAGUCAGGAUAUAUAGUUGAUUGUGUUGAUAUUAACAAACAACCAGCUUUUGAUCAUCCUUUAUUAAAAAAUCACAAAUUACAGAGAAAACCAAUUUUUGAAAGAAACAUCAGUGAAAUUAGAGUUCAAAAUUUACCCAUCAAACCGAUAUCCAUAUUUGAGAAAGUUAGAUGUCCGGAAAGAACCGUUCCUAUUCGGAGAACAACAAAAAAUGAUUUAAUUAAAAAAAAAUCUUUAUUCAAUGCUUAUAAUCUAUCUCAAAAUGGAUCCAUUAAUCAUUUCGCUCGUUUGUAUCUUUCAAUAAGGGGUUCUCCUUAUUAUGGAGUUAGUGGAAUUACUAGUGUUUGGAAUCCAAAUAUUUAUAAAGGUCAAUCAAGUGCAGGUCAUUUAUAUUUUAAAAGAGGAAAAGGAGAUGAUAUUGAUAAAAUUUCGGUCGGAUGGCAUGUGUUUCCGGAAUUAUAUAAUGAUAAUCAAACACAUUUAUACUUAUUUUGGACGUCAGGUAAAAAUGGAUGCUUUAAUAUGUUAUGUAAGGGUUUCAUUCAAGUUGACAGAUCAUACAUUUUUGGUGCACGUGUAUCUAAAACAUCUACUUAUGGCGGAGAGAUAAUGGAAGUGGCACUUCAAAUUUCAAAGGAUAAUGUAGGCAAUUGGUGGUUAAAAGUGCUAAAUAAGAAUAUUGGAUACUUUCCUGCAGCUUUAUUCUCCUCAUUGAAAGGAGCUGAUCAAGUGGGAUUUGGUGGUUAUACUGUGACUCCUGCGGGUACUGAUAGCCCUACAAUGGGCUCCGGACACAAACCUGAUGGUGACUUCACUCAUGCAUCUUAUUUUAGGUUUGUAAAACAUUUGAAUAUAGUUCAAGAACCUGAUGAUCCUCUACCAUUUAUGGUAGAAAUAGACAAUGAUGCUCCUAAUUGCUAUGGAGUUACGAACUAUGAAGGCAAAAAAAGACAUAUGGGAUAUUCUCUUCAAUUUGGAGGAUCGGGUGGUAAAUGUUAA
Vicia faba (fava bean) is the source of this 1149-nucleotide messenger RNA. NCBI's taxonomy places the organism in Eukaryota, Viridiplantae, Streptophyta, Magnoliopsida, Fabales, Fabaceae. The record is from the annotation of a GenBank genome assembly.